CUGACGAUAGGCAACAUCUUCUUCUCCGACGAUCCUGAAAUGAUGCUUCUGACCGACGAGCUUUUUAGCGAUGAGGCUGAUGUAGGGGAGCUACUUCAAACUGUCACCUUGAGCCGAUAUCUUAAUUUACGGGCUCCACCGGUAUAUCGUGAUGAAUUCGACCUGGCAAGACUGUUUGAGAUGCGAUCAAUUGACUUCAAGCAAUCUACUCGGACUACCAAAGCUGGUUUUGUCUGGCUUUUAAACCGAAUUUAUCUCCACCCAGUCUUCCACAACAACAGCUUCCGUCCUCAGCUUCCGGUUCCACACCAGCUUGCAAUUGCCCUCGAAAGACUAGGAUCAAAUGGCAAUGGAGCGUCAGUUGGCCGAUGUGCACGAAAUCUGAAUGUGGCCCGCGGAACUGUCAUCAAAGUUACUCGGCGAGUCAUCGAAGCGAUCACCUCCCUUGGGCCCCAUUUCAUGACUGGCUGGCCUGGAUCGUGUGGUGAUAGUAUGGUGUACAAAAGGAUGGCACUUCAUACUAAUGCAUCACAAUUUUUUGACUCUGGCCAAUACUUGAUUGGAGAUGCGGCAUACAGUCUCACCAUGACCACCAUUCCCCCCUAUAAGGUCCCAGCAGCCAACUUACCUGAAAACGUGGAAUUCAACUAUUGCCUUGCGAAGUCUCGAGUGCGAAAUGAACACGCCAUUGGUGUCUUGAAAGCUCGGUGGUCUUCCUUGAAAGAAAUGCGAUUGCAUCUAUAUCGGCCCACAGACAUGCAGGCAUACAUCCAUUGGAUCUAUGCCUGCAUUAUACUACACAACAUGCUUGCUUCCCUGGAUGACACAUGGCGCGACCUAACGAGCUCGGAUGCACAUGAGCAAGAGACAAUUGAAGAGGAAUCUGAAGAAAGUAGUGGCGAGGAGGAUAUACCAACUGUUGCUAGUGAACGAUUUCGUGCGAAAAUCAAAAAGAAGUGCCUCAAACAUCACCAUGACCUCGGUACAUUGCCUAUCUAA
This is a messenger RNA of Puccinia graminis f. sp. tritici CRL 75-36-700-3, 999 nucleotides long. RefSeq lists its product as uncharacterized. The transcript is spliced from 3 exons. The coding region runs from base 40 to 999 and encodes 319 amino acids. NCBI's taxonomy places the organism in Eukaryota, Fungi, Basidiomycota, Pucciniomycetes, Pucciniales, Pucciniaceae. The record is from RefSeq and is a predicted model, not a curated record.